This is a messenger RNA of Megachile rotundata (alfalfa leafcutting bee), 2050 nucleotides long. RefSeq names its product peroxisomal membrane protein PMP34. NCBI's taxonomy places the organism in Eukaryota, Metazoa, Arthropoda, Insecta, Hymenoptera, Megachilidae. Gene Ontology annotation, cellular component: peroxisomal membrane. The record is from RefSeq and is a predicted model, not a curated record. Gene Ontology annotation, biological process: transport. Gene Ontology annotation, molecular function: GTP binding; FMN transmembrane transporter activity; ADP transmembrane transporter activity.
CCGCCAAGGAAUUGUUACCGUCUGGUUAUGCUCGGUAGCGCGAGGGUCGGCAAAACUGCCAUUGUAGCACGAUCCUGAAAACUUUGAACAUACUGCGAAAUAAUUGGCGGCAUGGACGAAGAAAAUACUCGUCGACAGAACGUUCUGCACGAUCGAUCAUGGAAACAAAGUCGAGUUUGGGCUUGCACGGUUCGAUCGUUGCUAAUGGGACAAACGAUUUCGUUCUAUUCGAAAUCCGAUCGGUGUUGCUGGUAUUGGCGCUAAACGGACACCCGACUGAAUGUCGCGUUUUCAACGUUCAACUACCUAAACAUUAAACACGCGUUCUAAACGGAAAAAUCUGCGUACCUGUUAAAAUCUCCUUAAUCUUUUACCUACCUUUUACUAACCUGUUACCUAUUUCCGUAUAGAGUUAUCUCGAGAUCGCGGAGGCACAGGAACGCGUAUCAAAGGGAGAACUCUUUAUGUUCAGGUUUCUGUCCAACAAAUUCGAGGAAAGUUACACGCCUACGAUCGAAGACUUCCAUCGAAAGCUGUACAGAAUCAGAGGAGAGGUCCAUCAGCUUGAUCUGCUGGACACGAGCGGCAACCAUCCGUUUCCCGCCAUGCGACGAUUAUCCUUCCUAACAGGAGAUCUGUUCGUGGUGGUGUUCAGUUUGGAUUGUCGGGAAUCCUUCGAAGAGGCCAUCAGACUGCGAGAAUCGAUCCUGGAAACUAAAGUUAGCGCAACUCAGAGCGCCACGAAGAGCAGAAGCAAGAGUCACUUCAAUUUGAAGGUUCCUAUGGUCAUCGUCGGGAAUAAAUGUGAUAAGGAUGUUAAAACAGUUACGGUAGAAGAAGCAGAAGAAUAUUGCAACAGUCAGGACGAUUGUUGCGUUUUCGUGGAGGCUUCCGCAAAGAGGAACUACCACGUGGAGGAGCUCUUUUAUCAACUUUUCGUGGUGGCGGGCUUACCUCUCGAAAUGGCACCUAAUCAUCACAGAAAGGUUCCACUCACUUUCGGUUCUCCUACGAUGUUACCACCGUCACAAGGUAGCGUUGUUGCCAUGGCAACGUUCUUCCCUUUGGAUACGGUGCGAAGUCGAUUACAACUGGAAGAAGAUCAUCGAUCAAAAAGUACACUCGCAACGAUCCGUGAGCUUGUAGAAAAGGAAGGAAUAUGCACAUUGUACAGAGGAAUGGUGCCUGUUCUUCAGAGUCUUUGCGCUAGCAAUUUUGUUUACUUUUAUACAUUCCAUGGUUUGAAGAUGCUCAAAGCUAGGAGAAAUCAAACGGCUAGUAAUGAUUUACUGUUCGCCUCGAUAGCAGGUGUAAUUAACGUUCUUUCGACGACACCAUUGUGGGUAGUAAAUACAAGGCUGAAAAUGAGAGGAGUCGAACAGGCUCAUGAACGAAAUAACAACGAGUAUAAUACAUUGUUCGAUGGGCUUACGCAUAUAUGGAAAUACGAAGGUCCAGGAAAGCUUUGGUCAGGAACUUUACCCAGUUUGAUGUUAGUUACAAAUCCUGCCAUCCAAUUUAUGACUUACGAAACUAUUAAAAGAAAAGUUACCACGUCUUUACGUAAUUCGCAACCGCCUGCGUGGAUGUUCUUCGCCAUAGGUGCAGCAGCUAAAGCGAUAGCCACUGCGAUCACGUAUCCCUUACAGUUAGUUCAAACGAAAUUAAGACAUGGUCACAAAUAUCCAAAUCUACCCCCAGAUGCUGGUACUUUGGAAAUUCUUUUUUACAUACUGAAAAAACAAGGGAUAGGAGCAUUGUACAAGGGAAUGGAGGCCAAAUUGCUACAAACUAUUUUAACAGCGGCAUUGAUGUUUCUGACGUACGAGAAAAUCUCAAGAUUUGUUUUUCGUAUUUUGUUACGGAGACCAGUACUAAGAUAGAGAAACCUCUUACAGACUCAGCAGUAUUAUUUGACAAAGUUUUAUUUAUCGCGAUAAUACAUAGAUAUGUCUAAUUUAUAUCGCGAUGGAACAUUGUAUUUAAUGUAAUAUACCUUGCAGAUCCGAAUAAAUGAAAACGAAAUAAUUAUAUCGUUAAACUCAAAGAA